ACAGCGCAUGCGCAGUUAACACGGUCCGCAUUUUGCCGCCCUCGCGCUAUUGCCUUUGAAAGAUGGUUUUUGGCAGUGUGGAACAAUAACAAAUUCUUUUACGUUUUUAACACGAAUACAGAACCAUGCCGAUCUCCUGUUCAGCUACUGAUUGCUCAAAUCGGUUUGCCAAAGGGUCAGAGAUCAGAUUCUACAGGUUUCCAAUCAGCAAGCCUCAGCUAGCCGAGCAAUGGGUAAGAAACCUUGGGAGAAAGAACUUUAUUCCCACUCAGAACUCCUGCUUGUGCUCGGAGCAUUUCCAGCCUGACUGUUUCCGUGACUAUAAUGGAAAACUGUUUCUCAGAGAGGAUGCCGUGCCCACUAUUUUUGCAAACUCUGGAGGAGAUCGUACAAAGAUUGAGUUACGGAAAAACAGAGGAGGAUUUGUGGCAAAGGAUGCAAAUGAUUCCAGUCGGUUUAGUUCACUUUCUGAUAAAGACAGAGCCAAACAAAUCACAAAAGACAGAAGACAACCUGUAAGAGACUCUAGCCUGAAGGCCAGAGGUGUGAAUGACCGGAGACGUGCAGGGAAGCUCUCGUUAGGUGACAGACAGACCCUGUCUCUUAAGAGUAAAGUGUAUGACAGCAAAGGCCUGUUGAUCUCAUGUGGAAGGGAUUUGUGUGACUGUCUAGAUGUAGACUGCAUGGGUUGCUUCUACCCAUGUCCUGAGUGUGGCUCAAGGAAGUGCGGUGUUGAGUGCCGAUGUGACCGGAAAUGGUUGUAUGAGCAGGUGGAGGUAGAGGGGGGAGAGAUCAUUCGCAACAAGUUUGUCAGUUAGCUACUGGAAGACCAAGAAGAUGACACCACUUCUGCUUCUGAGCAGAAAAGACUGUCACUGGCUUGGAAUAUGGACAUUGCAGAAGUGCUUGGUUCAUUUGCAACAUUGUUUCUUCUUUUUAAUUUAAAAGUUUAAUAAAUAAUGUUGUCUAAUGUGUUUUAUUCUCCCAUGUUAUCACAGUUAUUUUCAUUUCUGUAAUCUUUCCUGGAUUGUUCGACUUUUAGUUAUGCUGUAAUGCUGUAGCUGUUUUUGGCACUUGAAAUUUGUUUUCACUCUUAUAAAAAUAAAAUCUGAACAUAAGCAGA
This is a messenger RNA of Carassius auratus (goldfish), 1123 nucleotides long. Its product is annotated as ARL14 effector protein-like. The transcript is spliced from 5 exons. The record is from RefSeq and is a predicted model, not a curated record. Bases 126 to 818 code for a protein of 230 amino acids. NCBI's taxonomy places the organism in Eukaryota, Metazoa, Chordata, Actinopteri, Cypriniformes, Cyprinidae. Gene Ontology annotation, cellular component: intracellular membrane-bounded organelle.